AUGUCUCGUAUCCUGAUCAUUGGAGGGUCGUUUGGGGGCCUUGGAGCCCUGAAAAGUAUCAUCAAAAAGGCCCAGAGCCUGACACAGCAGCUGGACGUCACGCUGGUCGAGCCAAAGCUCGGCAUCCUCAAUAUCCUCGGCAUCCCCAAGGCGGUGCUUGAUCCCGAGUUUGCUGCCGAGUCGUUCGUCUCGUUUGAGCGCGCCAACGUGUACUGGGACACCAUCAGGCUCCAGGAGGGGAUGCAGUUUGACACGAAAAAGGUGCUGAGGAGCGAGAACGCCGACAAGCCGCACCUCGGCAUCGCUGCGGAGGAGCUCAAGUACAACCCCAACUUGAAGCUGCACUUUGUCCAGGGUCAUGUGACCGAGCUCGCGAACAACGUUGCCAAGGUGAGGAUCGGGAAGCUCGACAAGGGCCGGCUGCCGGAGAGGUACAGGCCAACGAAGCCGGCCGAGGAGGUGGAGAUUCCGUACGACAGCGUUAUUAUUGCGAGCGGCCGGACGAGAAACUGGCCGCUGGACCCGCUCUCGUCGACGGCAGAGGAGCUCCGGACAGAGAUGGCGGACUCCACGGAGCAGAUCAAAAAUGCGCAAAAAACAGUGGUUAUUGGCGGCGGCGCCCUGGGAAUCGAGCUUGCCGGCGAGAUCAAGCACCAGUUUCCGGAAAAAGAGGUGGUGCUGGUCCAUCCGCACGCUACUUUGCCACCAGAGCGUCUGGUUUGCGACCAGUUCAAGCAGCAGGCUCUCGAAUUCCUCAAAAAUCUCGGAGUUGAGGUGCUGCUCAACACGAGAAUCAAGGCGGAGCAAGAAGACGGUGUUCUGGUGACCACCGACGGCAGAACCAUCACGAGCGACCUGACGUUCUGGUGCAACUACAAGAAGAACAAUGUGGAGUUUUUGGCGAAAAGCUAUCCGAACGUGUUCGCUCCGAAUGGUGACAUCCUCGUGACGCAUCAGUACGAGGUGAAGACCGACGCGGGCGACGUACUGGGCAAUAUUUUCGCGGUCGGUGACUUGGUGGACCUGCCGCUCGUCAAGACUGCCGGAUGGGCCUACAGACAGGGCUGCCAGGCCGGUAACAACGCCGUGGAGCUUGUACUGAACGAAGACAGAGGCGGCUACGAAUCCGUGGACAAGGAGUACCUCGAUAAAGGGGGCAUGCUCUUGGUGGUGGGCAUGAACCAGAGUGUUUGCGAGGACUUUUUUGGGCAGAUCUUUAUCAACGACCCGGAGCAUUUGAAGAUGUAUGAGGAUUAUAGACUCAGCGUUAUGUUCCCGACGUACGGGCUCACAAAGGAGCAGAAGUGA
Molecule: messenger RNA, 1308 nt
Organism: Ogataea haglerorum
Lineage: Eukaryota; Fungi; Ascomycota; Pichiomycetes; Pichiales; Pichiaceae
Exons: 1
Coding region: 1-1308 (435 amino acids)
Cellular component (GO): cytoplasm
Molecular function (GO): flavin adenine dinucleotide binding; electron-transferring-flavoprotein dehydrogenase activity
Source: RefSeq, a predicted model, not a curated record